CGAUCAUGCAUCAGUUAGUUACGGGACUAAUAAGAACAACAAACAUGUUCAGGCUGGUGGUUUUGUCUGUUGUGCUGGCGGUAGCAGCCGCUAACCCCAACGGUGUUUGGGGAGGUCUGGCUACACCUCUGGCUGCGUCUUGGGCUGGUGUUGCCACACCCUGGGCUGCAGGAGUGGCCGCUCCUCUGGCUGUGGCUGCCCCCGUCGGUGCAUCGAACUACAGAGGCCCACUGUCGCUUGCCCCCGGUCAGCCUGCCAACAUACUGGCCGCUGACGGCAGGCCCCUGGACACCCUCAGUGUUAACUUGGAUCGCGCUGUUCACUACACCGCCAAAGCCGUCGAAGGUAGCGGACACUGGCUGAAGAAGAGGUCCAUCGUAGCCGCUCCUUUGGCCGCUGCCCCUGUUGUCGCUGCUCCCCUUGCUUGGGGUCGCUCAUGGGCUGCCCCCGCUCCCGUCGCAGUCGCCGCUGCCCCCAUCGCCCCAUGGGGUUUGGGUGUCGGUGCCCGUGUGGGACUUUGGUAAACGAACAAAGGCUAGUCUAAUUUGAUCAUUGCAUAAUAUAAAGAGAGUUACCAAA
Messenger RNA from Bicyclus anynana (squinting bush brown), 579 nucleotides. RefSeq lists its product as uncharacterized. The record is from RefSeq and is a predicted model, not a curated record. The transcript has a single exon. Lineage: Eukaryota; Metazoa; Arthropoda; Insecta; Lepidoptera; Nymphalidae. The coding region runs from base 6 to 524 and encodes 172 amino acids.